AUGUUAAUAUUUAAAAAGGUUAAUUCAAAGGUGUUAAGCAUAAACAACUAUUUGCAGAAAUAUUUAGAGUCCAAUCAGUUCGAAAAAAACCUUAAAGAAGCACUAAACAAUAAAAACUAUGGGGUUUCGAAUAGCCUUCUGUAUGAUCUGUCGAUCUCAACGUACGAUGCGAAUUACUAUAACAGAGUCCUCACCGAGGUUUUCAAGGCAAUCCAGGAGAAACCGUCAAGAUGGAGGAGAAUAUACAAGGGAUUACGACUGUGCGAGUACGUAAUGAAGAACGGGUGCGAGUACUUCAUCAGCGACGUGAAGGACAAAGAGGAACUCAUUAAAAAGCUUACGCACUUUACCCAUUUAGAAGAUCUAAAAGAUAAAGGGGUAGGUAUAAGAGAAAUUUCAAACAAUAUUUUAACGUUGUUAAAAGACAACAAACAUUUGAAGAAUGAAAGAAUGGAAGCUGCGAAAUAUGCAAACAUGUGCACGAACAUAGAAUCGAAGCCGAUUGAAAAGAAGGGAUUUUUUUCAAGUCGGAAAAAGAAAACGAAAAAUAAAGGGAAAAAAAUCCUGGAGAGUAACAGAAGAAAUUAUAUGGACACCAGAAGUACAAGAAAUCCACAAGAAAAAAGUAUCUUCGAUCAGAUAGAGGAAGAGAGAAGUAUGCUAAACAAAUAUGCAAGUAAUAAUUACGACAUGAAUGAUAUUGUGCAGAGGUCGGAUAACCGAAGGAGAGGAAGUGGACAUGAUUCUUCCAGUGCGUCUUCAUCAGACUCAGACUCGUCCGACGCUAGUAGUGGGAGCAGUAGUAGCAGUGGAGGUGGAAGUGGACGUGGUAGCGGACGUGGCAGUGGACAAGGUAGUCAUGGGAGUAAAAGUCGCAGCAGUGGCUACAUAUCAGGGCAUAAAUCAAACAGAAGGAAAUCAGGCAGAGGAAGAAAGCACAGAAAUGCUUCUGCACACUCUUCAAAAUAUUCACGUUCUUCUUCAGCGUCGCAUAAUGGUUCGAGAUCUUCAUAUAUUUCUCGUUCCAAGUCAGGUCGUUCAUCAUCGCGGGUAUCAUCACAAAGCUCCUCGCGUAGCUCGUCCGCUUCGUCCUCUGCAUCCAGAUCGUCAUCGCGGUCGUCCCGCUACUCAUCCGCGUCAAGUCAGUCCAGUGACUCUUCGAAGAAGAAAUCCCACGCACGAGAUAGGAAUCGGAAGAGCAGAAGCUCCAGAAGGAACAAGUCGGGGCGCUCCAGAUGA
Messenger RNA from Plasmodium inui San Antonio 1, 1239 nucleotides. RefSeq lists its product as hypothetical. Bases 1 to 1239 code for a protein of 412 amino acids. The record is from RefSeq and is a predicted model, not a curated record. Gene Ontology annotation, biological process: endocytosis. Gene Ontology annotation, cellular component: endosome; clathrin vesicle coat; plasma membrane. Gene Ontology annotation, molecular function: phospholipid binding; clathrin binding. Lineage: Eukaryota; Apicomplexa; Aconoidasida; Haemosporida; Plasmodiidae. The transcript has 3 exons.